This is a messenger RNA of Ctenocephalides felis (cat flea), 2866 nucleotides long. RefSeq lists its product as uncharacterized. The transcript is spliced from 10 exons. Lineage: Eukaryota; Metazoa; Arthropoda; Insecta; Siphonaptera; Pulicidae. Bases 101 to 2866 code for a protein of 921 amino acids. The record is from RefSeq and is a predicted model, not a curated record.
CGGUCAGAGAAGCCGCCUCUGCGAGAAUUAUGUGAGGCGGAUGGAUUUAACUUUAUCUUCAGUGAGUUGGUGUUUGGAGCAAGUGGGAGCGGCGUGAUAGAUGUUCGGAACAAAGUUGCGCUCGUGGAUGGAGGCGCACAUCGUGCGACCCCGCCGCAAACAGUCGAGAGCAGCCAAAGAUGCAGCGGCCACUGCCAUUAAUCGGCAACAAAAAAAGCAGAAUGACGAAACGAUACAAACGCAAUGUGCUGAUCAGACUGGAUACUCAACGCUCAGUGCCUCAAACACUGGCGAAUCAUUGCAUCGCGAUGCAUCGGGCAGUACGAUUGCUCGUGUUGGCUCCCAGGGGGGUGCAUUGGGUGCCAGUCUCUCUUCACCGGAAAGUGCGUACUCGACAGGUUACUCGACUGACGGUACUUCGCCAGGCGCAGCAGCUCCGCCGGAGUACUAUAUCAACAUCCGUACUGGCACUCACUACUUUCAACGCGCACGAGAUUCAGAUGUGCAGAGUGCGGUCCAACGAACGGACCAGCUGAAAAAUACUACUCUCAAGACGCCCGAUGCGGUAGUUCAGAGUAGACAUCGACGAGCUGAAUCAUGCUGCCCGCCAUCUUUCGACAAUGUACAAGGAUCUAAACUUCUAGUAUACCGCUCACCAUUGCCUUCUGUUAAAAAUUUAGAUGGCAACACACCAGCUGUUGUUAUUCAAGCACCUCCUUCGGUUCUCGGGGCUGCCACUUCUCCGUCUCCAAGGCAGCGCAGCAGAAUCCGAACAAACCCUUGGAUCACUUGCAACUCAUCGAAAACAAGUUUCAAUGGUAGUGAAACUACCUCUUGUCUGAGUGCUAGUAGUUCAUCGUGUUUAGCUCUUUCCAACAGUGCCGGGGAAAGUGCAAAAGAAACGAAUGGGCCUAUUUCUUCUGCAAAUAUUAACCCAUCGGGGAAAGUUUUUACACCGAUCUCAAGUAGACGCCAAUCGCCUCGAGUGUCAAGACAACAUAUUAUAAGUCCGAAGAGAUAUACGCGUGUAUCAGGUAAAUAUGACGAGAGUUACGUAUACGAAAAAGAAACGGAUAUUCUCAGUGAUAGCGACCCUACUGAUUGCGAACAGGAUUUAAUGGGUUGCGGAGUGGGUUACAAUUCAGAUACUGGGGGCGAAGAAGCUGGGGAUGAAGAUACGGCUUUCGACGAAAUGGAUUACAUCGAUGCAGAGUGCGGAUACACGACUCUGGAUGAUGCUAACGACUUUAAAUUCAAGAAUACUGGAAGAUGUACUUACCACGGAUAUCAUGAGGUGAUACCACCUAUUUUGGCGACGGAUGCUGCAGCACGACGAAGAGAAUGCUAUUUGCGACGAAGCGCUAGGAGGCAACAAUUAUCAAUUCAAUCAACCGCAGAUUACAGCGAUGGUGGCAGAAAAAGCAAGUCCAUUCGAAGGAUAGAACAGGGCACCAGAAGUCUUGGAGGCACACCGUUAUCGUUAAGACGUCAUGCACAUUCUGCAGCGGCUGCCGAUAAAAAGCAAUAUCAUUCAACAAAGUCUCCAAAAUUAGAGGUCCGAACUAAGAAACGAUCAAAUUCUGUCAGUUUUGCUGAAGGAAUGAGAAGGGAUUUCGUUCGCAAUAACCUUACAAAUUGCGAUUCCGAAAUCGCUAUAAUGGAGGCCGAUAAGGAAGCAGACCAGAAGUAUAAAGAAUUGAUUUUAGAAGCCGAAAAUAUCCUUGUCAGUAUGAAAAGUGCAACGCCAUCACCACGACAUAGGCCGAUGCCCAAUAUACCAGCAAACAAACGUGUAGAACAUUUACGGUCAACGGAGAUAGAUUUGGUAUUUCUUAAAAAUCGCGUUGAGGAUGCAUCGGUAACGAAUAGUCCAAAAGCAAAGGCCUCACCAAGAUUCAGUCCAAAGAAAAAUCAUAUAUCUAACUUUAUAAUAAGCAAUUCCCCAGAAUUAAGCAGAAAGGACUCAAGUGAUUUCACUGUUAAACAAAUUACAAAUCAACAUGCUUUGAAAAGUAUGCCUUCUAAUUUUGCUCCGGUAUGCCCUAAAUCUCCGGCAGUUAUGAGAAAAAUAUAUACUAAUCGUUUGGGAUUCAGUGACAGAAACUCCCAAGUUAAAGUGAAUGGAAGAAUUAUGAACGAAGAUAGUGAGACAGCUAAAAAUGAAAAUGCUCACAAAGAGAGGUUUAAUAUUCAAUCACAGAUGAAAAAUUUACGCGUUGAAGACGAUAGUGACUCGUGCGAAAACGAUAAGAGCAAUUAUGUAAAAUCUGAUGCUGCAAGGCUGAUGGGUGCAAAUAAUCAGAUCAUUGUGAAACCUGGUCUCGGACGUGCGAAUGGAGUCCGACUGAAUCUAGAAUCGUCUAGCUCAGAAUCUGACGGCAGACAUCAAAAGGAUGAAUUCAAAAAGCAUAAAAAACCGCCGUUAAUAUCUUUUAGCUCUGUUGAUAUGGGGCAUAAAAUUCAAGAUACAGCGUAUUGUCCUCAAAGCGAACCUGUUAAAAGAAAGGUUUAUAAUUGUAGCAUGACAUAUGAUCGAAUUCAAAAAACCUUGAAAGAGCCUGAAGGAAUAAAUGCGCGAUUACUGGGUGACGAAAAUAUUUUGAAUGAUGAUACGGGUAAAUGCCACAAUAACCUUCGAGUGAAAGUGGCGCAAUUGCGCCGCGAACGACUCACAGCCGAGGCGAACGCGAUGGGCUCCGCCGAGCCGAGCAGUUGCCUGCAGCAGCAGAUCUCACAAAUGCGACGGCAAAUUCUGCUGCACACUCUGGAAGGCCUCAAACGAAGUUUGCAAGACCAGUCUGCGUCAUUGCACACCAAUUACUGCAAAGCAAGUAAUUCAAAAGCUAAAGAAAUUAACAAUGAGUGA